AUGGCGGCCAAGAAGCCCAACAUCCUCUACAUUAUGGCGGACCAGAUGGCCGCUCCCCUUCUGGCCUUCCAUGACAAAAACUCUCCUAUUAAGACUCCCAAUUUGGACCGCCUGGCUCGGGAAGGCGUGGUGUUUGAUUCCGCAUACUGCAACUCCCCGCUGUGUGCUCCCUCGCGCUUCGUCAUGGUGACCGGUCAGCUCCCGUCCAAGAUUGGCGCCUACGACAACGCGUCAGACUUGCCCGCCGACAUCCCCACAUAUGCCCAUUAUUUGCGCCGCGAAGGCUAUCAUACCGCUCUGGCUGGUAAAAUGCACUUUUGUGGACCGGAUCAGCUGCAUGGCUAUGAGCAGCGACUGACCAGCGACAUCUACCCCGGGGACUAUGGUUGGUCCGUCAAUUGGGACGAGCCGGAUAUCCGUCCGGACUGGUAUCACAAUAUGUCGUCUGUGAUGGAGGCAGGUCCCGUUGUGCGCACCAACCAGCUCGACUAUGACGAAGAAGUCAUCUACAAGUCUACGCAGUAUCUGUAUGAUCAUGUCCGCCACCGUACCGACCAGCCCUUCUGCUUGACGGUCUCCAUGACCCAUCCGCAUGACCCUUACGCGAUGACCAAGGAAUUCUGGGAUAUGUACGAAGAUGUCGACAUUCCGUUGCCCAAGACUCCUGCGAUUCCCCAGGACCAGCAAGAUCCCCACUCGCAGCGGGUCCUCAAGUGCAUUGACUUGUGGGGCAAGGAGAUACCCGAGGAGCGCAUCAAGGCUGCGCGCCGCGCCUACUACGCCGCCUGCACCUACGUCGACACCAAUGUCGGGAAGCUGCUGAAGGUGUUGGAGAACUGCGGUCUGCGCGACGACACCAUUGUCGUCUUCACCGGAGAUCAUGGCGACAUGCUGGGUGAGCGAGGCUUGUGGUACAAGAUGGUCUGGUACGAGAACUCGGCGCGUGUGCCCAUGAUCGUGCAUGCCCCCAACCGCUUUGCUCCUAAGCGCGUUUCGGAGAACGUCUCGACUAUGGAUCUGUUGCCUACCUUUGCCGCAAUGGGUGGAGCCCCGCUGGUCAAGGAGCUUCCGCUGGACGGUGUGUCGCUGAUGCCGUAUCUCACUGGCGAGGAGGGUGUCAAGACCGACACGGUGCUGGGCGAGUACAUGGCCGAGGGCACUCAGUCUCCCACGGUGAUGAUCCGUCGCGGCCGGUGGAAGUUUGUCUAUUCGCUGAUCGAUCCCCCCAUGCUUUAUGACCUCGAGAACGACCCCGAGGAACGGGUGAACUUGGUCGCGGGACUUGCGGAACCGUCGCAAUCCUUUGCCGUCAAGAGUGCCGUGCCUGAUCAGGUCAAGUCUACAGCGCUACCUACCCCGGCUGACACACCGUCGGGGACUCCUCGUGUGUCGCCAGUACCCCAGCGCGCCAAUUCCUCCUUCCCGUUCCCGACUCCUCCACGCACCCCCAGUCCCGCCAAGUUUCCCGCUGGGCUGCCUGCGACCACGGAUCCGGCCACGCUGUUGGCGCACUUCACCGAGGAAGUGCACGCCCGCUGGGAUCUGAAGGCGAUCCGGGAGGACGUGCUGCGGUCGCAGCGCCGGCGUCGUCUGGUGUACUCGGCUCUGAUCCAGGGCACUCCAACCGUCUGGGACUAUGAGCCUCGCAUUGACCCUAGCACGCAGUAUGUGCGUAACCAGGGCAAGGGGGCUUUGGACGAUGUCGAGUUUAUCUCGCGCUGGCCUCGUGUGUUGCAGCAGGCCGCCAACGCCAUGGGUGCCAGGGUCUAA
Molecule: messenger RNA, 1770 nt
Organism: Aspergillus lentulus
Lineage: Eukaryota; Fungi; Ascomycota; Eurotiomycetes; Eurotiales; Aspergillaceae
Source: RefSeq, a predicted model, not a curated record